This is a messenger RNA of Gadus morhua (Atlantic cod), 3527 nucleotides long. RefSeq names its product segment polarity protein dishevelled homolog DVL-3. Gene Ontology annotation, cellular component: cytosol. Lineage: Eukaryota; Metazoa; Chordata; Actinopteri; Gadiformes; Gadidae. The transcript is spliced from 15 exons. Gene Ontology annotation, molecular function: frizzled binding. The record is from RefSeq and is a predicted model, not a curated record. The coding region runs from base 391 to 2499 and encodes 702 amino acids. Gene Ontology annotation, biological process: intracellular signal transduction; canonical Wnt signaling pathway.
AAGAGUCCUUGACAGCAGCAGUGCUUCGUGGGCAACAAAGUAACGAGCUUGGCAGCUAGCGAGCUGUCCGAGAUUGUUUAUGUUUUAGCUUCUUUUAACAAUUUUGGUCAGAGUCCAUGGCGUUUUUGGUGCUUCCGAAUAUCAGACUGUAAAUUAUUAAGCGUCGACCCCAGUUUGGACCGUAUUUUGGACGAGCAAGGUGCAUUUGAAUUGGAAAAGCAGGCGCAGCAAGCUGGCGUGAAAGGGUUCAGGACUGGGCUUCGUAGUCCGGCGAGUGUGAGCCACUGAGAGUCUCCCGGCCCGGCCGCAACGCCACAGGGAGCCGGGGCCCGAGAGGGAGCCUGCCAGACGGGUUCAUGCACUCGGACUGUCUCGCCCCAGCUGUUUGAGAUGGGGGAGACCAAGAUUAUCUACCACCUCGACGACCAGGAAACACCGUAUUUGGUGAAAUUGUCUGUGCCGGCGGACAGAGUGACUCUCGCAGACUUCAAAAAUGUCCUCAAGAAACCAAACUACAAGUUCUUCUUUAAAUCCAUGGACGAUGAUUUCGGGGUGGUGAAGGAGGAGAUCUCAGAUGACAACGCCAAGCUGCCCUGUUUUAAUGGACGUGUCGUGUCAUGGCUGGUCUCUGGGGACGGUGCCCAGUCCGACGGGGGCUCUGUGGCCGACAGCACGGAGCAGCCACCCCCUCUGGAGAGAACCAGCGGGAUCGGGGAGUCCAGACCGCCCUCCUACCAUCCUGUUCCGUUGUCCUGCAGUGGGAAGGCGGCGAGUGGCCGGGACAUGCUGGACAACGCCACGGAGACGGGCUCCGUGGUGUCCCAGAGGAGGGAGAGGGAGAAGCCCCGCAAGAAGCACAACAACGACCACGGUGGAAAGAACGGCUUCUCGUUGCGGGGGGUGGGCCGCGGGGGACCCGAGUACGACAGCUGCUCGUCCUUCAUGAGCAGCGAGCUGGAGUCCACUUCCUGCUUCGACUCGGAGGAUGACGACGCCACCAGCAGGUUCAGCAGCUCCACUGAGCAGAGUUCAUCUCGCUUGAUGAGACGGCACCAGCGACGGCGGCGCAAAAAACCCAAGACCUCCAACAUGGACCGGUCGUCCUCGUUCAGCAGCAUCACAGACUCCACCAUGUCCCUCAACAUCAUCACCGUCACACUCAACAUGGAGAAGUACAACUUCCUGGGAAUCAGCAUUGUGGGCCAGAGCAACGAGCGUGGAGACGGGGGGAUCUACAUCGGAUCCAUCAUGAAGGGAGGGGCCGUGGCUGCAGAUGGGCGCAUAGAGCCGGGGGACAUGCUGCUGCAGGUGAACGAAAUCAACUUUGAGAACAUGAGCAACGACGACGCGGUGAGGGUGCUAAGAGACAUUGUGCACAAGCCAGGACCCAUUACCCUGACGGUGGCCAAGUGCUGGGACCCCAACCCUCGCAGCUGCUUCGCUCUGCCCAGAAGCGAGCCCAUCCGGCCCAUUGACCCGGCAGCCUGGGUGUCCCACACUGCAGCCAUGACGGGGGUGUACCCUCCCUAUGGCAUGAGCCCCUCCAUGAGCACCGUCACCUCCACCAGCUCCUCCAUCAGUAGCUCCAUCCCAGAGACCGAACGUUUCGAUGACUUCCACCUGUCCAUCCACACCGAAAUGGCUACUGUUGCUAAGGCGAUGGCGACUCCAGAAUCCGGGCUGGAGGUGCGCGACAGGAUGUGGCUAAAGAUUACCAUCGCCAAUGCCUUUAUUGGUUCCGACGUGGUGGACUGGCUCUUCCACCACGUGGAAGGCUUCUCGGACCGCCGGGAGGCCCGCAAGUACGCCAGCAACCUGCUGAAGGCCGGCUACAUCCGACACACGGUCAACAAGAUCACCUUCUCUGAGCAGUGCUACUACAUCUUUGGGGACGUCUGCGGCAACAUGGCCCACCUGUCCCUCCAUGACCACGACGGCUCCAGCGGCGGGGCGUCCGACCAGGACAUCCUCCAUCCUCUGCCCCACCCUGGAGCGGCCCCCUGGCCCAUGGCCAUGCCCUACCAGUUCCCCAUCACGCACCCCUACAAUCCCCAGUCCCCCCACGACCUGCCCCAGCCCUAUGCCGGGGGCCCUGGCCAAGGCAGUGCCGGGAGCCAGCACAGUGGGAGCAGCGGGUCCAACUGCAGCAAGAACGAGGGCCGCAAGUCCGGGGGCAGCGGCGGCAGCGAGUCGGAGGUCCGCAGCCUCCGGGCCCCAAGCGAGCGCUCCAUGGCGGCCCCUAGCGAGCGCAGCGUCCGCAGCUCCCUCAGCCACCGUAGUGGCCACUCCCACCACUCCCACGCCAUCGCCUACGCCCCCCCCGGGCUAGUCUACGGCCCCCCGGGCCUGCCCCCCCAGCCCCCGCACACGCCCACGGCCGCCCCGGGGGCGCCGCCGGGCCGGGAGCUGGUCAACGUACCGCCGGAGCUCACCGCCUCCCGCCAGUCCCUGCGCAUGGCGGUCGGCAACCCCGGAGAGUACUUUGUCGAUGUCAUGUGAUGACGGUCACAGCCACCCCCGUCCCGUCCCCGCCCCCCCUAUAUCCACAACCCCAUGCGUUGGACAGUUUGUGCUUCCUGUGGGUGACUGGGCAGAUGAGGGUAGGGAGGAGGGAGGGGGGGGGGGGGGGGGUGAGAGCAGCACAGCUGAGAGCAGCACAGCAGCACAACGUCUUCAGAUCCCGUUCUCCCUUUUGAGAUAUGAGUCCAUGUCUGGCUUCAUUGCUGAGAGAAUAAUUUCUUUACUUUCUUUUACCCGCCCGACUUCCUCCCCGUAGCAGUGGCCAUAUUUUUCUUCAGUGAAGAAGACCCCUCCCUCCCCGAUUUCCCCCCCCACCCCAGGAAGAUGAAACCGGCGGACCUCUCUUGGCUUCCUCUCUGAUAGGAGGAAGAGUGCAGUGGAGGAACGGACAGGCGGAGGACAUGACUAGGCGCUUUUCUAACUGAAAUGGUUUAUCGUUUGUUCUUCCCUGGCCGUUUCUCUUGCUCUCCUUAUCGGAGCGCAUGCCUCUGUCCUCUCCUCCCCACAACUUGCCCCCCCCCUCACUCACUAUUUCUCUCCCUCCUUUCUUCCCCUUCUUCAGUCCCCCCUUUUUCUUUGACCUCUAACAACGGAUCACUUGGAAAGAUGAAAAAAAAAAGAAGUGAGAGAAAGCUGAAAUGAACACUGUCAACUUUAUUAAAAAUGUUUUAAUAUGUUUGCCUGACUAAAGAGGGAAAGAAGUUUUAAAAAAAGGAGUAUGUAGAGAAAGAGCAUUGAGGUCCUUCUUUCUGUGUGAAUGCAUUUGUUUUUAUUAUAUACGUAGUCUGCUGCAAAUAGUUUAAUUUUUCAACACUAAACAUAAGCGUCCAGCUUCGAGAGUCAUUUUUUUAAACGACAUAACUACAUUUUCAUCUUUAAUCCAGAGCAUUUUCAGUCUCUGUCUUGUGAUAAUGUAUAGUGGAAACAAAUUCUUACCAUGUCUUUCUCACUACUUUUAUCAAGGAGCAAAUGUCUUUUUAUUUAUAAAUAUAGUUUUAUGACUUAAA